AUGUCCAAGGUCGUGCGCAGCGUCAAGAACGUCACAAAGGGAUACUCUUCUGUGCAGGUCAAGGUUCGGAAUGCCACAAGUAAUGAUCCAUGGGGCCCAACGGGUACCGACAUGUCCGAAAUUGCGGCCAUGACUUUCGGGAGCCCGAACGAGUUCUACGAGAUCAUGGAUAUGCUCGACAAGCGUCUUAACGACAAAGGAAAGAACUGGCGCCACGUGCUCAAGUCGUUGAAAGUCCUGGACUAUUGUCUCCACGAGGGCUCGGAGUUAGUGGUUACGUGGGCUCGGAAGAACGUCUAUAUUAUUAAGACGCUUCGCGAGUUCCAGUACGUUGAUGAAGAAAGCCGGGAUGUGGGUCAGAAUGUUCGUGUGGCCGCAAAGGAGCUUACUGCGCUCGUUCUGGACGAGGAUCGCCUGCGCAGUGAACGAUCCGAUCGCAAGCUUUGGAAGACUCGUGUCAGCGGACUUGAUGAGGGACAGGGCUUUGGCAAUGAGCCUCCGCGCCGGGAGCGACGAAGACGCCAGGGUUCCGAUGAAGAUGAUACCGAAUACCGCCUAGCCAUCGAAGCUAGCAAGGCCGAAGCCGAGGAAGAGCGCCGACGACGCGCCAAGGAAUCGUCGAACCAGGGAGAGGACGAGGACCUUGCAAAAGCCAUCAAGCUCAGCCAGGAAGAGGAGGAGCUGCGGAGGCGGGAGUUGGAGCAAAGCAAUGCGCACGCACUCUUCGACGACACUACCCCGGCCCAGGUUCAGCCCACUGGCUACAACCAAGGUUAUCAGCAACAGAGCGCGGUGGACUGGUUCGGUAACCCGAUCAAUGCCCAGCAGCAACAGCCCAUGACGACCGGUUACCUGAACAACCAAUAUGCGCAACCCACUGGAUUCCAGAACCAGCCUACUGGCUUGAACCCAUAUAACACCAAUGGCUACCAGCAACCCUCUGCUUUUGAUCAGAACCCCUACGGACAGCCCCAAGCCCUUCAAUCUCAGCACACUGCCUUCCACACCAACAACCCAUACGGAACCAACCAGGACCCGAUGGCGCAGAUGCAACACAUGAACUACCAGCAGCAACAACAGCCACAGCAGCAGUCACAGGAGAAUUAUCUCUCCGCUGGAAGCAACAAUCCAUGGUCUGGGAACCAACCUGCUGAUGCACUGAAGCCUACCCCAACGGGCUCGAACAACCCAUUCGCUGCGCGCACUCAACCUCAGUAUAACAGCCAGCCGCAUUCUACAGGACCGCCAUCUCUCAACACUCUUGCAGAGGAUCGUGCAACGAACCAGUUCAACAACCCAAUUACCCAAUUCUCUCGAACCAACCAGCCUGCCCAGCCUAACCCGAUCGCCAACUUUCAAAUUCCCCAGCCGCCUAAGAGCACUCCUCCGUCCUCAGACCCUCACCACGCCCGCCUAAACGCACUCCUUGCAAGCGGCGAGGGCCAGGAUACCUUUGGCAACGUUGGAGAUCUCCGUAUUCCAGCGCAGCACACUGCACCUGGCACAUUCGUCAACUCUGCCGGCCAGGGCUUAGACCGUCUGCAUGCUACGCAGACGGGCAACAAUCCUUUCUUCGGCCAGCAGUACACCGGUGUGCCCCAACAGACCGGCUUCGUGCAGCAACAGCAGCCUAAUAGCAACCCCUGGGGAGCCCAACAACAGCCCCAGCACGGCGGCGGCAGCCUGAUCGACCUGUGA
Molecule: messenger RNA, 1698 nt
Organism: Penicillium longicatenatum
Lineage: Eukaryota; Fungi; Ascomycota; Eurotiomycetes; Eurotiales; Aspergillaceae
Product: epsin
Exons: 4
Coding region: 1-1698 (565 amino acids)
Biological process (GO): actin filament organization; endocytosis
Cellular component (GO): endosome; clathrin vesicle coat; plasma membrane
Molecular function (GO): phospholipid binding; clathrin binding
Source: RefSeq, a predicted model, not a curated record